This is a messenger RNA of Mizuhopecten yessoensis (Yesso scallop), 5480 nucleotides long. Its product is annotated as UDP-GlcNAc:betaGal beta-1,3-N-acetylglucosaminyltransferase-like protein 1. The record is from RefSeq and is a predicted model, not a curated record. The transcript is spliced from 12 exons. The coding region runs from base 66 to 1253 and encodes 395 amino acids. Lineage: Eukaryota; Metazoa; Mollusca; Bivalvia; Pectinida; Pectinidae.
ACUUUCACUUUGACAACAUAUCCAUGUUAGCGCAAAACGUGUCGGGCUGAUAAAACAAAUCGCUAAUGAAUGCCUGCGUUAAAUGUUUCAUAUGGCAGAUGAAAACUCAUCGUAUAAAGCCACAUGCAUCACAAUGUCUGAAAUUGGCGUAUCGUGGCGUAUGUAAGACAACUUUGAAUUUGCCUUUGGUGUUUAACAUUUGUUCCUGGGAAAUGGCGACGGACGUGUCUGUGGUGAUGCCUGUGUACAAUGGAGAGCAGUGGUUGGCAGAGUCUCUACAAUCUGUGUAUGACCAGGAGUUCCAGGGAAGUAUGGAGCUAUCGAUCUACAACGAUGCCAGCACUGAUAAAUCCAUGGAACUGAUCAAGGAAUGGGCUGACACUCUGAGGACCAAAGAUAUCAAAGUCACAAUCUCAGAAAACACAUCCGAUUCUCCAAGGGGAGUGGGGUUUGCCAAGAACCAAGCAAUACAAGCCAGCUCUGGACGGUUCCUCUGCUUCCUGGAUGCAGAUGAUGUAAUGCAUAAGGAACGAGUGGCACAUCAGUACCAGGCUGCUGUCAGCCACCCAAAAAGUAUAGUGGGAUCUAAGUUCCAUCGAUUACCUGAGGGGUCCACUCAGCGUUAUACUAACUGGGCCAACACAAUAUCUCAGGAGCAGCUGUAUACUCAGAUGUAUACUUCCCAUGGACCAACAGUGCUGAUGCCAACCUGGUUUUGCUCCAGGGAUCUGUACAAGAAAGUUGGAGGCUUUGAUGAGGGAGGAAAGGGAGUACCUGAAGACCUGAUAUUUUUCUACCGUCACCUUGAGUUGGGUGGUGGAUUGUUUCGUGUUGAUAAGGAUCUUGUAAUGUACAGAUACCACCCACAGGCUACAACCUUCUCAAUCCAUGAAGAUACAAUAUGGGAGCGGCGCGUGGCAGCCAUCCAGUCUCAGGUCCUCAGUAAGUGGUCCUGCUUCACCAUCUGGAAUGCUGGCAAGCAAGGGCGCAAGUUGUACCGCAGCUUAUCCAAGGAAAACCAAAAAAAGGUGAUCAUGUUCUGUGAUGUUGAUGAGAAGAAAAUCAAAAGUGGUGUUUAUGUCUUUCAAGAAUCAAAGGAGAAGCCCAAACCCACUGUUCCCAUCAUGCACUUCAGCAAGGGAACAAAGCCCUUCCUCAUCUGUGUCAAAAUGGACAUGACUGAAGGAAAGCUAGAACAGAAUAUCAAGUCUCUCAAUCUGAAGGAAGGUGUAGACUUCUUUCACUUCAACUGACACUUCCUAACAGUGAAAAAUUGAGAAUAAAGACGAUUCAAGGUUUCAGAACCUACAGAUUUAACAGUUCUCACUUGGACCUCCAUUUAUUGUGAGCCACACUACACUCUAUCGAGUGUUUUCUCCUCAAUGAUAGCGGUUUUAAGACAUACAUGUUGAUACAAAUAGAGACAGACUUGUCACAUGACAUCAAAGUUUUAUUAUGUCCGACUGUGAUUGGUGCAAGGAGUCAAGGUUACCUUAUCAUGAUUCUUCAGGAAGAUGCCCAGGUUAGUUAUGUAAUGGUAUGAAAUCUGAUAGACUGUCCCCAUGUACAGUGUGCCCCAGCAUAGGUGUGUAUGAUGGUACCCAUAGAUUCAGAACUCAUGAAAUACACCAACACAAAAAGUAAUAUGAGUGACAAAAUGUGCAGAUGCAUUUAUCUAUGUUACGAAGGUUGAACUCAGUAUGUGAUACGUUAUGUAGCAGGGCAGAGGAAUGAAACAAAAAUCUCAAACCACUAGUCAUGUGGAUUGCUUUAUUUUCACUGCUCCAUACACCAACUUCCUGUCGGUGACCAUGCUUCUACAGGCACUGUGAAACAUGUGACAGGUUUUACCAGAGAAAGCAUCCUAUUGUCAUAGAAGCACACAUGUUUAUAUAUACCAGAGGUAAAGCUUGUGGAUAUACCACAGCACACAUUGCACUCAAAUCUGAAAACAAUGCUAGAUAUUUGAUAAGCUACUGUAUGUUUGCUACAAAAGACAUUUUAAUUUUGAUCAAACAUGCAUUAAACAUCAAGGUAUGUGAAAUCAAUAUACCUUGUCUAAUAGGUAUUUUUGUACUUUGAUAAUAUGUUCCAUCAAGAAAACACCGUAUUACAUGUUUGAUACACAGUAAAACCUCAUUAUAAUGUCCAUCAUUUAAUUCAUUUGCCAACUCAUUGUCACCCACAGAUUUUUCAAUAUAUUUUUCCAUAACAAUAUCUGCAAUAUGUUGCCGUUACUCCUUAUGGUGUCAAAACUUUGCAAGACAAGAGUGGUUGCAUGUAGCAUAUAAAGGUUUACUGUACCCGAUAGCUUGAUUGCAUCACUUUAGUCAGAAAUUCCCUCCCUGUAACUCGAUGUUAACAACCAUUCUCAAGUGCUACCUUUCCUCGCAUAAUAAUUAAAUAUAUUUGAAUACCACCAAGAUCAACCAAUCAAAAGCAGUUCGGUUAUCAUUAAUUAUGCCAAACAUACAUUAAAACCUGCCUCAACCAUCCUUCAUGUAAAUUACUUAUGUCCUAAAUAUAACAAACUGAACUAUUCAGCAGAAUUUCGAUAAACCUUGCUAGCCAAGAUAGAUUUAACCAUGACCUAACUAUUCUGUGUCGAACACUACACACUGAAGGAAAGCCUAUGACCAGAAACUAAUUAGUGAAUGCUGAGAACAGGAAGGACUGUUAACCAGGGCUAGUUUUGAAUAAUAUAUGUACCCUCUAGCAAUAGGCUGUCACAGCAAAAAAUUAAAUCAUUGUUCCUUUAGUGGUUAUCAUAUGUUAUAUAUAUAUAUCAAUUAGUUAGUGAUAUAGUGCUCCUAGGAAGUCGUGAUUCCAUCUCUUAACUGACCAGACUACAGGACUCCUUACCUGUGCCAGCAUGGUCAGUUACGUUACUGUACAUAAGGAAUGGUCAGUUACUCGGACAUUCAAACACAUAUUUACAUUAAAGUGUCACAUAAUAACCCUUUAAUGUGUUCAAUUGUAACUUAUUAUUUCUUUAGAAAAUUAAGAAGGAUUAAGAUAAUGGACAUUCUUGUAAUUUCACUGUACAUACAUAAUGGUCCAUUUCAAUUUAAAUAAUUUGUAUACAAAAUUAAUAUUUACUUCUUUUCUGAUGAAAUGAACAACCUUUAGUAUAAUAUAAAUGGAAUCUAAUAUUUACUGAAAGGUGAAUUUUAUAUUGGAUUAGUUACUUAUGACAAAUGAACAAGUGAAAAACUGUCAGUGAAACAUUUUACAUCUACAGUGCCGCCAGUAUUACCUUCGAGACUGGCCAUGAUCCAGAAAACCUUUUAUUACAAUAUACAAUUCUGAUACCACCAUCAUGGUAAACCAGACAGAGCUUGGCAGAUACCAAACACAGAACACACCAUGGUAGCUUGGUGAUGUUUAAAUACCAAAAUCAUGGUAUCUUCUCUCCAAUAUCAUUCCUGCGAUAUUCUUUUGCAUUUUGAUUGUCUUUAUCUAAUUAAUAUACAGUAUGUACCAAAACAUGAUAUUUCAUUCCUGACACACAUGUAUCUUGUACCAAAACAUGAUAUUUCAUUCCUGACACACAUGGAUCUUGUACCAAAACAUGAUAUUUCAUUCCUGACACACAUGUAUCCGAUAUCAUAUUCAUAUACCAUAUGAGUCUGAUCAAAGGUAUUUGUUCAUUUAAACUCUUCAAACUGAUACCAAAAACUAUCUGACUUGGUACCAUUUUGAUAACAGAGUUACUUUCCCUUUAUUGCUAUCUCAAGUAUACCACCAAAUUAUGGCUAGAUAUAGUAUCCAUACCUGAUGUAUCGAAGGUAAUUAUCUACAGUUGGUAAUUAUACCAACAAUGUCAUACAACUUGACUUUAACCACAAAUCUCAAAAUCUUGAGAAUGAUUACUUAUCAAUUACAUAAGACUGAUGGUAAAAUUCCAUUUUUAAGCCAUCAAAAGUAAAUUUGUUUCACACAUAUUUACAAACUACAGGUAACUCUCCAUGUUUACCUACCACAGGUAAAUCUUAUUUACAUACACUGGUAGCAGUGUGCUAAUCUGAUUACCACAGGUAAAUCUCUAUAUUACUCGCAAGUAAAUCUCACCACAACUCACUAUUUACCUACCAUAGGUAAAUCUUAUUUACCUACACAGGUAAAUCAUGCUAAUCUGACUACCACACACAGGUACCUAUAUUUACCCACCACAAGUAAAUCUCAUCACAAUUCACUAUUUACCUACCACAGGUAAAUCAUACUAAUCUGACUACCACACACAAGUACCUAUAUUUACUCAUCACAAGUAAAUCUCAUCACAACUCACUAUUUACCUACACAGGUAAAUCAUGCUAAUCUGACUACCACACACAGGUUUUUAUAUUUACUCACCACAAGUAAAUCUCAUCACAACUCGAUUUUUACCUACCAAAUGUAAAUCUUAUUUACCUACCACAGGUAAAUCUUAUAUGCCCACACAGGUAAAUCAUGCUAAUCUGACUACCACACACAGAUACCUAUAUCUACUCACCACAAGUAAAUCUCAUCACAACUCACUAUUUACCUACCACAGGUAAAUCUCAUCAUUUACACUGUACAUACCACAUCUCAGGUUUGUUCUUUACCUAGCACAGGUAAAUCUCAUCAUCUACCUUCCACAGGUAAAUCUUAUUAUUUACACUGUACCUACCACAGGAAAAUCUCAUUUACCUUCCACAGGUAAAUCUUAUCCUUUACACUGUACCUACCACAUCGCAGGUUUGUUCUUUACCUAGCACAGGUAAAUCUCAUCAUUUACCUUCCACAGGUAAAUCGUAUUAUUUACACUGUACCUACCACAGGUAAAUCUCAAUUACCUUCCACAGGUAAAUCUUAUCCUUUACACUGUACCUACCACAUCUCAGUCUUGUUCUUUACCUAGCACAGGUAAAUCUCAUCAUUCACCUUCCACAGGUAAAUCUUAUCAUUUACACUGUACCUACCACAGGUAAAUCUCAUCAUUUACCUUCCACAGGUAAAUCUUAUAAUUUACACUGUACCUACCACAGAUAAAUCUCAUCAUUUGCACUGUACCUACCACAGGUAAAUCUCAUCAUUUACACUGUACCUACCACAGGUAAUCUUAUCAUUUACACUGUACCUACCACAUAUCAGUCUUGUUCUUUACCUAGCACAGGUAAAUCUCAUCAUUUACACUGUACCUAGCACAGGUAAAUCUUAUUAUUUACACUGUACCUACCACAGGUAAAUCUUAUCCUUUACACUGUACCUACCACAGGUAAAUCUUGUUCUUUACCUAGCACAGGUAAAUCUUAUUAUUUAACUGACUGCAGAUGAAUCUUGUUAUUUUACUAUGCCAGGUAAAUUAUGUUAUUUUAACAACCACAGGAACAUGUAAAUCUUUAUAUUUACUCACUUUAAGUAAAUCUCAUUGCUUACCGCACAAAGGUAAAUCUCACUUUUCACCUUCAACAGGGAUAUCAAAUAUUAACUCACCAGGUACAUCUACUUACCUACAA